Molecule: messenger RNA, 483 nt
Organism: Thermochaetoides thermophila DSM 1495
Lineage: Eukaryota; Fungi; Ascomycota; Sordariomycetes; Sordariales; Chaetomiaceae
Product: 60S ribosomal protein eL21
Exons: 3
Coding region: 1-483 (160 amino acids)
Biological process (GO): translation
Cellular component (GO): ribosome; cytosolic large ribosomal subunit
Molecular function (GO): structural constituent of ribosome
Source: RefSeq, a predicted model, not a curated record
AUGGGUCACGCCGCAGGUCUCCGUUCUGGCACGAGAUACGCCUUCUCCCGGGGUUUCCGGAAGCAUGGCCAAAUCCCUCUGUCGACCUAUCUCAGGACGUACAGGGUCGGCGACAUUGUUGACAUCAAGGUCAACGGUGCUGUUCAGAAGGGCAUGCCCCACAAAUUUUACCAUGGCAAGACCGGUGUCGUCUACAACGUCACUAAGUCGGCUGUCGGUGUGAUCGUUUACAAGAGGGUCAAGCACCGCUACAUCGAGAAGCGCAUCAACGUUCGGAUCGAGCACGUCAAGCCGUCGCGGUCACGGGAGGACUUCCUCCGUCGCGUGAAGGAGAAUGCUGAGCUGAAAAAGAAGGCGAAGGCUGAGGGCGUUCCGGUCCAGCUGAAGAGGCAACCUGCAAUGCCUCGCGAGGCCCACACAGUCUCGAUUGCCGACAACAAGCCCGUGACGCUCGCUCCCGUCGCCUACGAGACCACCAUCUAA